This is a messenger RNA of Suncus etruscus (white-toothed pygmy shrew), 513 nucleotides long. It is a transcript of the gene NTS, whose product is annotated as neurotensin. The record is from RefSeq and is a predicted model, not a curated record. The transcript is spliced from 4 exons. Gene Ontology annotation, cellular component: axon terminus; extracellular region. Gene Ontology annotation, molecular function: neuropeptide hormone activity. NCBI's taxonomy places the organism in Eukaryota, Metazoa, Chordata, Mammalia, Eulipotyphla, Soricidae. The coding region runs from base 1 to 513 and encodes 170 amino acids.
AUGAUGGUAGGAAUGAAAAUUCAGCUGGUGUGCAUGCUUCUUCUGGCUUUUAGCUCAUGGAGUCUAUGCUCAGAUUCAGAAGAGAAAAUGAAAGCAUUAGAAGCAGAUUUAUUGACUAAUAUACAUACAUCAAAGACAAGCAAAGCCAGUGUUUCUUCCUGGAAAAUGACCCUGCUAAAUGUCUGCAGUUUUAUAAAUAAUCUGCAUAGCCAAGCUGAACUAACAGGGGAGUUCAGUGAGGAAGAACUAGUAACAAAAAAGAAAUUUCCCCUUGAUUUAGAUGACUUUAGUUUGGAAGCAAUGUUGACGAUCUACCAGGUCCAAAAAAUCUGUCACAGCAGAGCAUUUCAGCAUUGGGAGGCCAUCCAGGAAGAAGUUCUUGACGCUGGAAAUGAUAAGAAUGAAAAAGAAGAUGUCAUAAAAAGAAAAAUCCCUUACAUCUUGAAACGGCAGCUAUAUGAAAAUAAGUCCAGAAGACCUUAUAUACUUAAAAGAGGUUCUUACUUCUACUGA